Messenger RNA from Linum trigynum, 1347 nucleotides. The record is from the annotation of a GenBank genome assembly. NCBI's taxonomy places the organism in Eukaryota, Viridiplantae, Streptophyta, Magnoliopsida, Malpighiales, Linaceae.
AUGGUUGCCACUCAGUUCAACAGUCGUGUCAAGCGCAUUCAAACCUAUAAUGGCACGAAAUUUCAGUCUACUAUUCUGCGUGAUUAUUAUGAACAACAUGGGAUUCACUUCCAGACUAGCUGUACUGACACACCCCAGCAAAAUGGGGUGGUAGAGAGGAAGCAUAGACACAUUCUCGAAACGGCACGCGCGUUAUGCAUUCAUGCUAGAUUGCCUCUUCAGUUUUGGGGCGAAUGUGUCUUAACAGCCACAUACUUGUUGAAUCGGCUUCCUACUACAGCCACUGGUCAAACACCCUUCGAAGUUCUUUUCUCUUCACCGACGAAGUAUCAUCAUCUUCGCGUCUUCGGUUGCCUAGUCUACGCCAAAGACACCCAUCAUCAUCUUCAUAAGUUCGCUGACAGGGGGCGCGCAUGUGUUUUCCUUGGCUAUCCGUCCGGGCAAAAAGGCUACCGCGUGUAUGAUCUGGUUACCAAGAAAGUCUUCGUCUCCCGCGACGUUCACUUUGUUGAAGAUCAAUUCCCCUUUCGUGACUCUCUGGGAAAUCCUCUCCAUUGGGUACCGCCUGGUAACUUUCAGUUUCCAGCCGUUGAGGAUGAUGGCACUCCACUUGCUACGCCUCCUACUAGCUCCGAGGUGGUCACUCCUGUCGAGACCAUUUCUCCCUCGUCCACUACUGGCUCUGGGAUGCCUUCUAGUAAGUCCCCUUCACCGCGGAACACUCACUCGCCUGUAGCAAGUCUCGAGCUAUCACAUGGUCCCUCCUCUUCCUCACGGCAGGAUUCGCCUUCGUCACUUCCACAGGACUCGCCUUCAGCUCCUGAUGCGGUUGAGCAUCCCUCAAUUCCUCAAACCGCUGUGGAAGCCUUGCGUCGUAGUGAUCGGGUUCGAGCUCGCCCCAAGCAUCUUGAAGCCUACGACACCACAGUUCAUACUGUUCAGUACCCUCUUUCGGCUCAUGUGUCUUAUUCACGUCUAACCCCUUCUUAUCGAUCUUUCUUGGCCGCGGUUACAAGUCAUGAUGAACCCCGUAGCUUCAGUGAAGCAGUGCGUCAUCCUCAAUUACGCGAAGCAAUGAUUAAGGAAAUCGCCGCUCUCGUGGCCAAUGGCACUUGGAGCCUCAUUCAAGCCCCGGCGGGUAAGCGUAUCAUUGACUGUAAAUGGGUGUUCAAGAUCAAAUAUCGUCCUGAUGGAUCCAUCGAACGGUAUAAGGCACGUCUAGUUGCCAAGGGUUAUACGCAGGUUGAGGGGAUAGACUACCACGACACGUUCGCACCGGUUGCUAAACUUGUCACUGUUCGGUGCUUGCUUGCUGUCGCCGCACAUCAUGGCUGGUUUGUUCAUUAG